AAUAACCCUGCGCUAUCUCUUUUAUUAUAGUGUCUAGUGCUUGCAGUGUACCAUGCCUAUUCUCGUAACAGAUUACGACUGGCGACAAACAGAAGCUGUUGUCAUUAUCAAAGUUCGUCUUAGAAACGUAAACUCCAAAAACGUAGACAUUUUUACACUGGACAAAUAUAUAAAGGCACAUUAUCCUCCAUUUCUCUUUGAAGUUUUCUUGUGGGCACCUGUGAAAAACUCUGAAAGCAAUUGCACCUUGACCAAUACAGAGAUCAUUUUUGAGCUACAGAAAUUGGAACAUAAAAUCUGGGAAAGUUUGGAAGCAUCAGUUACUAAAGAAGAGAAACAGAAACUUCGGCAACAGUAUGUUACUGAAGCUCUUGAAAUUGCAGAAAAAGAAAAAGAAAGAAAUUCUAAGAAAAGACAUGACUUGCAACAGUUAGCGGUAAGACAACAAAUAGCUCUUGAUACACAAGAACGAACAAAAAUUGAAGAAAUAAAAAAUAAUGAAAGAACCAUAGCUAUGAAGGACCUACAACAGUGGAAAGAUUCUGCAAGUAUGGAUGCUGAAGAUUUUGCAAGUAAGAAAAAACAGUUGAACAGUGUAAAAGAAUGGUCUACUAAACAAAAGAUUUUUGUAAAAGGUGAAAGCAAAGAUAAAAAAUGCAUUAACAAUAAAAAUGUUUCUGAUGAAAAAGAAUAUAAAGAAGCUAACUCGAAGAAAAUUUUCCGCGGUGAGAUACCAAAGCCAGCACCAAGAAAACCUGGGAAAAUUCAUGUUAGUUUUACUCCUAGGGUGUUUCCAACUCCCAAAAGAGAGUCUCAGGAAAAAGAAGAGCAGGAGUGGCUGAAGAAACAAUAUGAGGCAAGGAAAAAUGUGGGAUUUGUGGAAGAAGAUCUUCUCCCAGAAGAGAAGGACCCAGACUGGCUCAAACAAAAAGGAGACUCAUUUUUCCAAAUGGGUAAUUACCUGGGAGCAAUCAGUGCUUACAGUCAUGCCAUUAAUCUUGGAUUCAAAAUGGCUGCAUUGUAUUCAAACCGUGCUGCUGCACACCUGGCUGUUGGCAACGUGCACAAAGCUAUUGAGGAUUGCUCAGAAGCCCUUGAACUCCUCACACCACAUGUGUCCAUGAAUGCAGAAGCACGAGCUUGCUGCCACGCUCGAAGAGCAGCAGCUUUAUGUCGCCUUGGGCUGCUCCCACAGGGAUUGGCUGACCUAGAGGCUGCGUUACAACUGCAACCAGAAAAUGAAAAACUGUGGAAUGAUAUGAAACUUGUGAAGAAAGCAGUUGAAUCUCAGACACAAGAGACAUCUUCAGAUGAUGAUUAA
Messenger RNA from Schistocerca americana (American grasshopper), 1321 nucleotides. Its product is annotated as dynein axonemal assembly factor 4-like. The coding region runs from base 53 to 1321 and encodes 422 amino acids. The record is from RefSeq and is a predicted model, not a curated record. Gene Ontology annotation, biological process: inner dynein arm assembly; cilium movement; outer dynein arm assembly. The transcript is spliced from 7 exons. Lineage: Eukaryota; Metazoa; Arthropoda; Insecta; Orthoptera; Acrididae. Gene Ontology annotation, molecular function: protein binding.